GCCGGCCGUUGCCCGCCUGCCGCCGCGCCCGUCGCAGCGGGCGCUGGGAGCCGCGGCAUCGGCGGCAUCGGCUUUCACUUUCCUGCUCGGCCAGGUUUCCACAUUGUUGUGGUUCUUUGGGUUUGUUUUUCUCUUGAAAUGGUAGGUAACAGCUGCCGAGGGAUGAAGUCUCCACCUCUCCUCGUGGCUGCACUCGUGGCAUGCAUCAUUGUUUUGGGUUUUAACUACUGGAUUGCAAGUUCUCGCAGUGUGGAUCUGCAGAGUCGGAUCAUGGAUCUGGAAGGCAAAGUCCGAAGGGCGGCAGCGGAGAGGGGUGCUGUGGAGGUCAAAAAGAAUGAAUUCCAAGGGGAGUUAGAGAAGCAGAGACAGCAGAUCGACAAAAUCCAGUCCAUGCACAGUUUUCAGAUGGAAAAUGCCAACAGAGUUCAUCAGGAAGAGAAGGCGGUGCUGAUGAGUAACAUCACAGUAAAUGAACGGUUGAUACAGAGUCUACGAGACCAUUUGAAAGAGCUACAGACAGAAUAUGGAAAGCUGCAGCUGGAUGUUUACUGGUUUCAGAAGAACCAGACUAACCUUCAGAGGAAGUUCUCAUAUGACCUGUCACAGUGCAUCAACCAGAUGAAAGAAUUAAAAGAACAAUGCGAAGAAAGGAUAGAUGAGCUUACAAAAAAAGGUAGCGAUGUACCACAAAUCAAAGAGAACAAAGACUCUGCAGAACAUUCAAAAAAUAGCCAGGUCAAUACUCAACAGCCAGCCUUGAAGCAAGCUGAGUUCAAGCAGGCUGACUCGGAACAGCAGAAACCUAGUGAGGAUCUGCUUAAGGCAGUGCCUACAGCAAUAAAGAUCGACCCACUGCAGGUUAAAGAAAGAAUAAACAGCCUAGCUGACAUCAGAAAACAGGACCUUGAAGCGGAAGAGGAGAAGCCUCCUAGUCAACUGAAGAACCCAGAGGAGUCACUUGCUGCUGCUGCAAGUGACAAGGAGAUGCUGCCUGAGUCAGACAAGGAGCCAAAUCAGACUGAAGAUGAAAAACACAUAGCUGGGCAAGAUGCCUUACAGCUGGCAGCAGAGCAGGCUGCCAGUGAGGAAAUUGAGAGGGAGCAGCUCCUAAAUUAUGAUGCUAAGCAGGAUGACUUGCCCCCUAGAAAUGCCGACAAACAGGAAGCACUAAACCAGGACAAGGAUGUUGAUUACAAUUUAGAUGAAAACGAAGCUGAAUCAGAAACGGACAAGCAAGCAGCACUUGCAGGGAUUGAAAAUGUUCAAAACCCUGCAGAUGAGAAGAAUCACUUAUCUGAGCAUGGUGAAGAACGACAAAAGUUGUGAAUAAAGGAGGUUCAUGGUGCAACUUCAUCACCUCUUCAUAAAAAUGCAGCAAUGACAAGAAAAGUGAUUCCAGAACCUUUUGAUUAUCUUCUCAAGGCUUCAAUAAGAGCCCAAAUGAAGUAGUAUUUCCUGUGUGAAGUGUUUCGACUGAUUCAAGCUUGGUUUAAAGCAGCUUGACCUUUGCAAUGACUCUUUCAUUCCUACCUGUAAGAUACUGACAGAACCUCCAGACUGGUGGCAGAUGAGCACAAGUCCUCUGCCAACGACAAAUUUCUUCCCUGACUAAUGCAGGAGAGAGAAAUCUCCAGCCUGGUUUUAAGAGGAGCUUAGGAAGAACUAACUUGCCAUGUCAAAACGCGGGAAAGGCUGAAAACUUGGCUCAAGCUACACUCUACUCUUGUGCCUAUUCUGGCACCUUUUUACUGCAGUGUAGGUAGUCACAGAAAGCAUGAUGGUUAUGCACUUAAGCCGUAUAUUUCCUGGGCCUCCAAAAUGAUGUUGCUAGGUUACACUGUAGCCAGGCUGAAACACUGUUCUGGUUGUUUUCUUAGCCUUUAGGUUAGGAAAAAGGGUUCUGACAUUAGUAUCAUCUGGUUAAGACAUUAGCCAGGAGGACUUUUCUGAAAGCUCUGUGGGACUCCUGUUCACAACACCAGUACUACACAAAGGUUCAGUUACUGCUAUCUUGCAUAUGUUCGGUGUGAAAUGUUCGCACUCUUGCACUUUCUGUGACAAGAAGCCAUCUGAAGUGGUGUGUGCGGCCUGCCCUUUACUCCACCCUGUCUUCACAGAAAGGGAAACGCUGGUCUUGUAGAACAGCAGUCACCUCAGCUGUUCAAAGUGACUAAUCGCUUUUGGCUGGACUUGUAAAGAAGUGAAGCCAGACUGUGCCUUUACAGACAUCUCAAUGUCUCACAUAGGUGAAACUCUUGUCAAUAUCCUGUAGUCUGUCUUUUCUGUUAACUCAUUGAAUGUAAACUAGACACUAGUUUACUUGCAAUAACCUAGGAAUACCUUCUCUUACCAACUAAGGCACCAGUCCAGCCUGCACUCUGUGUAACCAGCUUGUUUGAAAACUGUAUUUGUGUUUGGAGCAGUCUUUGUGACUAUUAACCAACCCUCAUCAAGACGGCAUGGAGACAGACAUGAUUAACUUCCCAACAAGCAAUUUAAGAAAAUACAAAUACGUCUUGGCUUUCUCUUACUGCAGUUCAUUUUGUAUCUGUGUUUGUGGUGUGUCACUCCUCAGGGUACUAGUUUACAACUCAUGUACCUUAACAUAUCUGUAUCUGCAAGUGGAAGGCUAGUUAUUGUGUAUGAAAAGGAUAGGAGUUGUCAUCCAGUGAAAGGCAGAGCUCAAGUCAAAUGCUGCUUAUUAAGCCUGAACAUGUAAACAGUUCAACUGAUCAACCUGCCACCUGUAACUUGAAUUCUUCUAAGAAAAGCACUUCCGUUACUGAGUUCCUGGUUACUCUGUUCUUUUCACCAUUUAAGUCAAGUCAGACUUAAAUGACCUAGGUUACUGCAGUCAGUACAGCACGGGAAACAAAUGCUUGUAAGCAGGAGAGAAAAGGAGGUAUGAGCGUCUAAUUGAAAAGGAUGGGGGAGCUUCAGCUAUUAAGGUUGGGGGUUUUUUUUCCCAAGUAAAUAAUGGCAUGUUUCAGUAGUUAAAGCUGGAUGUCUAGGAUAUAGAGUUUUAAAAUUAAAGGAUGUUUAGUUGGAAUUGUAGUUUACAUAAUGCAAACUGAAAUUUUCAGUUGCAUGAGGCAGGGACAGUGUCUUUGCUGUUACCAUCUUGGGGUUAAACACUUGUCUGUCAGGUUUUUUUUUUUAAAUUUAAGUUUGAUCCACUUUAGAUAUGCAUUUUAAAAUAAAAAUAAUAAUUCUCUUCUGUGUAUUCACCUUACUCUGUACAGUUCAUCUGCUUCUAAUGUUAACGAAAACAGGAAAGACAAUGAAUUGUGUUUUCUUGGUUCUAUAAAUGAUGUGGAACUUGGCUUUUGUUUCACUUGCUGCUUCCUCUCGAGAAAUACCAAAGGCUGUCCUUCAGCUGUUGUCAUGGAGUUCAAGACUUUUAAGACAGGAAAGAUUUUGUGACUGUUCGUAAGAAGGCAGCAAAAAACAGACAAAUUCUCAGUGUCCUGUACUAGAGCCAGUUUGCCAUCUUUACGCCUGCAUUUCCCAGGAUUUUCAUUACAGAAGCAUCAGGUAUAUUAAUCAUGACAAUAAGCAAACAUGUAAAAUAGGCUGCAGCCUCUUUAGCAUGGAGAUGAGGAAAACUGUGUCUUAACAGUACUCCUGCUUAUUUCAAGAAACUGGAAAUUCCUAGCAGACAAGGGCCUGUUCCUCUUCAGAGUUUCUUGUUUUCCAACUGUAGCUUAGCAGUGGGGAGUUAAAGGAGGAUUACUCCACAGAACAAAUUGUUAGGAGAAACACAAACAAGCAACUUGCAUGGACAAAAAUGCAUUGCUAUGGAGGAAGCCAUUUUGCACCAAAAGCACCAAAAUGAAGAGCUGUCCGAUCCAACACAGUCAAACCUGGAAGACUUGCUUUUAUGGCCCAGGUAAGACUUGGCAGGACAGCUAAAAGUAAGUUAUCUUUUUUAAUUGUUUUUUUUUCCCUCCUCUCUUGCAUGAGAAGGUUGCUCAUCAGCAUAGCUGCAGCACUUUACAUCUGGAAACAAAGGACAAAGAAGCACUCCAGGAAGAAAAGGGCAGUUUUCGGGCUCCUGUUUGGGUUUUCUACCUCAAUCAACCACUACAUUAGGCAGUAGGAUCCAGUGGCAGCAUGGCAGUUAAAAACAAGAGAACGAAAGUCAUGCAAGAGGUGACAGAACAACAGGUCGGCAAUCCUUCCUUUGCAAUGGCAAAGUAACAACAGGCUUGAAAUAAAGUUGCAAAGUGGUAACUUUA
This is a messenger RNA of Colius striatus (speckled mousebird), 4238 nucleotides long. It is a transcript of the gene GOLM1, whose product is annotated as golgi membrane protein 1. The coding region runs from base 139 to 1326 and encodes 395 amino acids. The record is from RefSeq and is a predicted model, not a curated record. Lineage: Eukaryota; Metazoa; Chordata; Aves; Coliiformes; Coliidae. The transcript is spliced from 10 exons. Gene Ontology annotation, cellular component: Golgi apparatus.